Suillus clintonianus is the source of this 2741-nucleotide messenger RNA. RefSeq lists its product as uncharacterized. The transcript has 4 exons. The record is from RefSeq and is a predicted model, not a curated record. The coding region runs from base 4 to 2607 and encodes 867 amino acids. Lineage: Eukaryota; Fungi; Basidiomycota; Agaricomycetes; Boletales; Suillaceae.
CCCAUGGAUGAUAACAGCGCUGAUCGUGAAACGCGCCAGCAUGUUGAACGUCAGAUCAUUGAGCAAGACAGGGUUUCGAUUGUGCAAUAUCCCGAUGCUAGAGCAGGAAAGCCAAUCGCUCAUGUCGAAGUUCGGGAUGUUAACGCGGCAUAUGGUUCCAGCAUCAAUGAUGCGGAAAACCCUUAUUCUCCAUUCUCCUCUCGAAUGGACUGGGAGAUCGCACAGUGGGCAAAGUUGCGUGGCCCAACCUCGACAGCAUUUUCAGAUUUACUCAGUAUUGGUGGAGUCAGCGAACGCCUUAACCUCUCUUACAAAAAUUCAAGGGAGCUGAAUAGCAUCAUCGAUAAACAACUCCCUGGUCGUCCGAAGUUUCGCCGUGAACAGAUCAUCGUUGCGGGAGAACCUUUUGAUAUUUACUAUCGAGAUGUUAUAGCAUGCAUCAAGGAACUCUACGGCGACCCAGAUUUUGCGGACUACCUCGUGUUCGCACCGGAGCGCCACUACACAGAUGACGACAAAACAGUUCGACUAUACAGCGACAUGCACACAGGUAAAUGGUGGUGGAAUUCUCAGAAAAAGCUUGACGAGCAGCGGCCAGGGGCAACAGUCAUACCUGUUGUCAUUUCAACCGACAAAACUCAAGUCACGAUGUUCCGCAACAAAACCGCGUACCCCGUAUACCUUACCAUUGGUAAUAUCCCCAAGGAAAUUCGUCGCAAACCAUCCCGGCGUGCUCAUGUCCUCCUCGCGUAUCUUCCCACCACACGUCUGGAACACAUCACCAACAAAGCCUCGCGUCGUCGAAGCGCAGCGAAUCUCUAUCAUGCGUGUAUGGCACGUGUGUUGUUGCCGCUAGAAAAGGCUGGUCUUGAUGGCCUAGCCAUGCGCAGUGGGGAUGGCAUCUCACGUCACUGCCAUCCUCUUUUUGCUUGUUUUGUGGGCGAUUACCCCGAGCAAGUACUCGCUAGCGCCGUCAAAACUACUGAAUGCCCUAAAUGUGAUAUCCCACCCAACGAACUAGAAAGUAGCACGACGGCCUUCGAAAUACGCGACCUCGAUGCUGUUCUUGACGCACUCGCUACCAUUGAUGUCGGAGACCUCGAAUUCGUUCAGGCGUGUCGCGACGCUGGUAUCAAGCCUGUCGUUCACCCGUUCUGGGAAAGACUACCCUACGCCAACAUAUUCCAAGCCAUCACACCCGACAUUCUCCAUCAGCUGUACCAGGGUCUGGUUAAGCACCUUCUAAGCUGGCUCGUGCAGGCAUGUGGACCAACCGAGAUUGAUGCAAGAUGCCGAAGAUUACCCCCCAACCACCAUAUUCGCCUAUUCAUGAAAGGCAUUACUGGCCUCUCUCGUGUUAGCGGUGCCGAGCAUGCCCAAAUAUGCUGUUUCAUUCUCGGUGUCAUUAUUGAUGCUCGACUUCCCGGUAAUUUAUCUUCUGCGCGUCUUUUACGUGCAGUCCGCGGUCUCCUAGAUUUCCUCUACUUGGCACAGUACCCGUGCCAUAGUUCAGAGACAUUAUCUCUCCUCGACGAAGCUCUUGCCCUAUUCCACGACAACAAACAAAUAUUUGUCGACCUCGGUAUCCGGAAUCAUUUCAAUUUCCCUAAACUUCACGCCACUCGUCACUAUAUAUCAAUGAUUCAUUUGUAUGGCACGACGGAUAACUACAACACCGAGUACACUGAACGUCUUCAUAUAGACUUAGCUAAAGAUGCUUACCGCGCGACAAACCACAAAAACGAGUUUGCGCAAAUGACUCGAUGGCUCGAGCGCAAAGAGAAAAUCGUUCGCCAUGAGAAAUUUAUUCGGUGGCAACUCCACGACACUCCUUCUCACCAUCCUCGACCACUGGACCUAUCAUUUGACCGAACACAAACAUUGACAAAGCACCCAAGUGCUAGAGCUGUGUCUUUUCAACGUUUAAUCUCGGAUUACGGUGCCACUUACUUUCGCGAAGCACUCGCUCGAUAUGUUGCGCAACAAAACCAUUUAGACGAACCCCUCUCUCGUAGACGUCUCGAAGACCUCGCUGCAAAUGUACUCCUGCCAUUCCAUUCAGUGGCUGUAUACCAUAAGAUCAAGUGGCUAUCUGUUGACGCUCGAGGGCAUGGUGACCCACUCGUUACGGUAGAUAGUGUCCAUGUCAAGCCUCGUCGCACUGGCACUCGCCAACAAAAUGAUGCCCUACCUGCUCGUUUCGAUACAGCGCUUAUAAACGAUGGUACUGGUCAGUCUGUGGGUGUCGAAGGCUAUCGUGUUGGUCAGAUUCGUGCAAUUUUCUCGCUUCGAGAAAGACACGCACAGUCACUAUUCCCGCCGACAAAUCAACCUCCCAAACACCUCGCUUACGUGGAGUGGUUUACUCCAUUUCCUUCGACACCAGAUUCAAGACAUGGCAUGUACAAAAUCACGCGUCUUGUUCAUUCAGGUGAGCGAGUUGCUAGCAUAAUCCCCGUUUCGAAUAUUUCCCGCAGUAUACACCUUAUCCCGAAGUUUGGACCGGUUGCACCUCGUCACUGGACGAGCAACAACGUCCUCGAGCAAUGCAGUACAUUUUUUGUUAAUUGUUACAAAGAUAGACAUAAUUUUGUGACCCUUAGGUAGUACACUAUAAACUCGCAAUAAUUUUUUGUAAGCUAUGAACAUUAUCAUGUUUAUGUACAUCUACCUCUAACUUGUGAUAAGUUAUCUGACUUAGAUGUAUUGUGUAUAUUUGUAUCUAAGUUAGGACGGGAAGG